Messenger RNA from Castor canadensis (American beaver), 1410 nucleotides. It is a transcript of the gene G6pc3, whose product is annotated as glucose-6-phosphatase catalytic subunit 3. Gene Ontology annotation, molecular function: glucose-6-phosphatase activity. Gene Ontology annotation, biological process: gluconeogenesis; glucose 6-phosphate metabolic process. Gene Ontology annotation, cellular component: membrane. NCBI's taxonomy places the organism in Eukaryota, Metazoa, Chordata, Mammalia, Rodentia, Castoridae. The record is from RefSeq and is a predicted model, not a curated record.
GUGGGCUUUGGAGGGCUACGGAUAGCAUCUUUGUUGUCGCCAGGACUCCUCGGCUUCCUCCCUAGAGAAGACCCUGGCCCUUACGGCCCCUGAUCGCCAUGGAGUCCACGCUGGGCGCGGGCAUCGCGAUGGCCGAAGCGCUGCAGAACCGCCUGCCUUGGCUGGAGAACGUGUGGCUUUGGGUCACCUUUCUGGGCGACCCCAAGAACCUCUUUCUGUUCUACUUCCCGGCGGCCUACUAUGCCUCACGCCGUGUGGGCAUCGCGGUUCUCUGGAUCAGCUUCAUCACUGAGUGGCUCAACCUCGUCUUCAAGUGGUUUCUGUUUGGAGACAGGCCCUUUUGGUGGGUCCACGAGUCUGGGUACUACAGCCAGGCUCCAGCCCAGGUUCACCAGUUCCCCUCUUCCUGUGAAACUGGUCCAGGCAGCCCUUCUGGACACUGCAUGAUCACAGGAGCAGCUCUCUGGCCCAUAAUGACAGCUCUCUCUUCCCAGGUGGCCACUCACGCCCGAAGCCGCUGGGUAAGGGUGAUGCCUAGCCUGGCUUAUUGCACUUUCCUACUGGCGGUCGGCAUGUCCCGGAUCUUCCUCUUAGCACAUUUCCCUCACCAGGUGUUGGCUGGCCUAAUAACUGGUGCUGUCCUGGGCUGGCUGAUGGCCCCCCGGGUGCCCAUGGAGAGAGAACUAAGCUUCUAUGGGUUGACUGCCCUGGCCCUUAUGCUGGGUGCCAGCCUCAUCUAUUGGACCCUGUUUACGCUGGGCCUGGAUCUUUCUUGGUCCAUCAACCUAGCCUCCAAGUGGUGUGAGCGGCCUGAGUGGGUACACCUGGAUAGCCGGCCCUUUGCCUCUCUGAGUCGUGACUCAGGAGCUGCCCUGGGUCUGGGCAUCGCCCUGCACUCUCCCUGCUAUGCCCAGAUUCGGAGGGCACACCUAGGAAAUGGCCAAAAGAUAGCCUGCCUUGUGCUGGCCAUGGGUCUGCUGGGCCCCCUGGACUGGCUGGGCAACCCCCCUCAGAUCAGCCUUUUCUACAUCUUUAACUUCCUCAAGUAUACUCUCUGGCCAUGCCUAGUUCUGGCCCUUGUGCCCUGGGUGGUGCACACAUUCAGUGCCCAGGAAACACCACCUAUCCGCUCUUCCUGACUUCUCACGCCUUCUGCCACUUCCCUCUCCAGAGGCCAACACUCCUUGACCUUCACACUCUGGCAGGCAGCCCCAUCCCCUCCCAGCCCCCCAAGCAGGCCCUGCUCUCUGAAUUUCAUUUUUCUCCUAUCACCUGGUCUUAGCCCUGAAGAAGAGCCUUCUGUCUACCAAGGAGGCUACCAAGUCCCCAAAGAGUAAAAGCAACAAGACCUGUAGGUUCCUGCAACACUGUGAAGGAUGGCUCAAGAGGGCCCCAAUAAAGCCCUUGAAU